Messenger RNA from Drosophila obscura, 6338 nucleotides. RefSeq lists its product as uncharacterized. The record is from RefSeq and is a predicted model, not a curated record. NCBI's taxonomy places the organism in Eukaryota, Metazoa, Arthropoda, Insecta, Diptera, Drosophilidae. Gene Ontology annotation, molecular function: protein binding; G protein-coupled receptor activity. Gene Ontology annotation, cellular component: plasma membrane. Gene Ontology annotation, biological process: G protein-coupled receptor signaling pathway; cell surface receptor signaling pathway. Bases 133 to 5694 code for a protein of 1853 amino acids. The transcript is spliced from 3 exons.
CGUAGAACAACACUGGCUAAUUUAUUGUAAACCAUUGGAUGUGUUUUUGUUUAUUAUGCAUUAUGCAUUUGUUGCGCACUUAAAUUAUCAAUUAAAUGUUUGUGUGUUGCGUCCAGCAUGUAAGCCAUUCUAAUGAGCGUCAAUACAAAUGCAGAGGGCAGCGCUCGCAGCGCACUCCUCUUCCUGCUGUGGCCCCUUGUCGCCAUAUUCUUCUCGCUGCCGUCGCAGCCUCUUGUGGCUCAUGCCCAGGCCACAAUGUGCCCCAAGAAGUGCAGUUGCAAGAACACUUCGGAAAACAUUCACAACCUGCGCGUGCGAUGCGAUGAUCAGCAAAUUGUCAAUUGGAGAGAUCUAGAUUUUGGCGAGGACAUGCACAACAUAGUCAGCAUCAAUGGCAGCAAUAACUUGAUUUUCCACAUCACCGAAGAAGACUUCAGGAACUUUACGGAACUUAGGCGCUUGGACUUGUCUUCGAACCUCCUUACCGAAGUGGACAAGCACACCUUUGGCGACAGCCUGGCGUUAGUGGAGAGGCUUAAAUUGGCAAAUAAUUCGAUAAGUCACAUCUACGAGGGAGCCUUUGAGCAGAUGUCUAAGCUGAAGCAGCUAGAUCUGUCAAGCAAUCCGUUGGCGUGCGACUGCAGCUUGAUCUGGCUAACGGCUUGGUCGAAUGCCCGGGACGUUCGUCUCUUGCCCGCCCCCAAAUGCGACUCUCCCAUCAACUUCCGCGGCAUGCCGCUGAAGAAACUAAAGGUGGGCAUCGACUUCCACUGCGAAACGUUGCUUCAGCCGCUGCUGGAACUAGUGCCGAGCCAGAACCAGGUGGCCUUCGAGGGCGACGAGCUGCAGCUUAAGUGCUUCGCGCCUCGGGUGGCCAUUGGAGCACCGCGCGAGUCCGAGGUUCUGCCCACGCGCGCGUAUGUCUUCUGGGGCUGGUCGGAUAGAAUUCGGGUGCACAACUCCACCGAAGACAUCGUCUAUCGUGACCCAACCAAGGUUUUCCACAAUGUUAACCUGGAGACACACGAGUCCACCGACUCGGGCAUCCUCAAAUCCAUUCUCCGCAUCGCCAGCCUCACCCAAAACCACACGGGGAUGUGGGACUGCACCCUGCGCUCCCAACAGGCCAAUCUCUCUCAAUCCAUCGUCCUCCAUGUGGUAGCCAAGGGCACGCUCUACUGCGAGGCCAAGGUGGUGCACACCAACAAGGGCACCUACCACUGGCCCCGCACAAUGCGCGGCGAGACCGUGCUGCAAGAGUGCGUCGAGGAGCCCACCGAUGUGUCCCAGCACCGACGCGCGUCCUACGAGUGCAGCCCCGAAGGUGAGUGGCUCCACCUGAACACGGACAGUUGCGUCUACGUGAGCGAGACUACGCGCAUCCUGGAGCAGUUCGCCAAGGUAAACUUGACGCUAACCAAAGGACAGAACGCAGUGGAAAUCGCCCGCCGGCUGCACAACUUCACUCAGAUGCAGACGCAGCUCAACAAGAUCCGUGACCCCAUGGACCUGGAGUACAUAGCUCGCACGUUGGUCAAGUACCUGGAUCAGGGGGAGGUGCCCCAGCAACAGGAGAUAAGUCAUCUGCUAAUGGACAUUGUCUCGCAGCUGCUCAAUAUUCCCUAUCGGCUGUUCCGUGAGGCACAGGCGGAGCAGGGCACGGGCUUGCGACUGCUGUACGUCGUGGAGUCCUCGGCCAUGCGCCUGGCCCAGGCCCAGACCCAGACCCAGACCCAGAGCAGCACGCAUUCCAGAGAUCUGCUGCCGGCUGCUGACUUGCUGCCCUCAUGGAGGGGCGGGGGCGUGCAGCAACGCAACAUUUUCGUCGAGAUCUUCAACAUAAGCCUCGACUCGUUCUUUAGCCUCUCCUGUGUGUGGCUGGAGGAGAGUCCGCGCGGCUUCCAAUGCAACAGCUCCAAUGACACAAUACCCAUGUACGAGCACGGCGAGAUCGACGCUGCCAUACAGCUGCCCUACAACGUGAUCAGCAAUAGCUCCAUCUCCUCCAGCGCCAGCUCCACUAUCAGCUCCAGUUCCAAGAACCUGCGGAUCAUGAUCUCGCUACACAGGAACGCCAAGCUGCUGCCCAAUCUGAGAGGAGCUUUCAACGAGACCCUCUCCUCAGCCAUAAUCGGAGCCCUGGCCUACAGCAGCGAAGGACAGUCCCUCGAGUUUCAUACGCCCACACCCGAGCUCGAUAUCGAUCUAAAUGAUAACGGGAGGGACGAUGUGUACCAGCAGAGGAUCACGGUGAUGCUGCGGGCACAUCCGUACCACCACCAGCUGAGCGCUCCCCAGCCGGCGUGGUGGGACGCCGCCGAGCAAAAGUGGAAUCCGCAGGUGUGCCAGCAGCACUACCAGCAUCUCACCCUGGUCAUGUUCAGCUGCAGCCGCAUAGGCUACUUCGGGCUGCUGCAGCGCAGCGCGCACCUCAAUGACUACCGCAGUGAAGAGGCGGGUGCCCGCUUCCACCACCCGCCGGUGGCCAUAUAUGCGGGAUGCGCCCUGCUCUUCGCCUGCUGCGCCGUCAAUAUCGUCACGUUCAUCGUGUUCGGGUUCUCCAUACGCAUGAACCGGGUGCAGCGGCACGCCCUGGUCAACACUUGGCUGGCUGUGGCCGUGCUCGCCCUCACAUUCGUGCUGGGCAUCUUCCAGACGGCCAGCCAGACGCAGUGCCGCCUUUUCGGCUUGCUGAUGCACUACCUCAGCCUCUGCGUGCUGCUGUGGGUGUGCGUCAGCCUCAGCAGUAUGUACAAGCGCCUGACGAAGACUACCUCCGCCAGUCAAGGCCGCAUAAGCCAGGAGACGGAGCUGCCGCGCGACCGUGACCGUGACAGAGAGCAGCAAAGGAAGCCCAUCUUGGGCAUCUACCUCGUGGGCUGGGGAAUCGCCCUGCUCAUAUGUGGCAUCAGCAGUGCCGUCAACAUAGCCGAGUAUGCCGCCUACAACUACUGCUUCCUCCACAGCCCCACCACCCUAAAUGCCGUGCUCGUGCCGGCCGGAAUACUGGUGAUAUUCAGCGCCAUCCUAUCCCUAUGCAUCUACUACCAGCUGAACCAGCAGGAGGUCAACGUGCUCCAGCAGCAGCAGCAGCAGAAGCACCAGCGCCAGUACUCCGACAACAACACCCAGGCCACGGAACACAUCGAUCUGGACUGGCUGGAUGCCAAUGGUAGUGCCAUCACCGCCGCUGCAGCCGCUCGCAAAGAGGCCAGCAAUCUGCAGAUGCAAGAUCACCUGCAAGAGCAAUACAGUACGUUGAGCAACCCGCUGAGCAGCAUCGUCGACGACUUCGAGCGUUCCAACAUGUCGCACCUGCGAGGGCACUUCAUAUUUGUGGUGCUCUUUGCUGGCGUCUGGCUUUCGGCCGCCUUCUACGUGAAAAGUGGCAAGCAGAUCUUUGUGUUUAGCUUCGCCGGGUGCUCCGCUUGCCUGGGCCUCUUUCUGCUGCUGUUCUACAACCUCAGCCGGAACGAUGCCCGGCAGGCGUGGUCGCAGCACCACGGCCGGCGAGCCAAGCACACCAAGCUGGUCACCUACAAUAACGGUAUCCAAGCUAGAUCCGCGCAUCUUGGCAAUGGCCAAGGCCCUGCCAUUGGCAUUGGCGUCGGUGUCGGCACAGCCUCGAUUGUGGCCUACAAGGCCAACCCGGGAGGUGGGGGUAGCCUGUAUGACGCAAACAACUCGGCUGGAUCCCGCUCCAACAGCCAGUGCUCGCGCAGCAUGCGCAGCCAGACACGGAGUCAGACGCGCAGUCAGCAGGAGCAGCUACUGGGUGGGACUGGAGUGACCAUUAUUAACAACACCAACAGCCAGCAAGGAGCAGGAGGCACUGGAGUGGGAGUGGGACUGGUGGGCGGCAGUGGAGUUGCAGCUGCCUCACACAGCCUGAACGCGCUGCUUCAUGGCUCCAGUCACGACCUCAUCCCCUCGGCAGAAAUCUUUUACAAUCCCAAUCAGAUCAACGUGGCCCGGAAAUUCUUCAAAAAGCAGAAGCGACUGGCGAAGCGCAACAACUUUGAGCUGCAGCGCCAGACCAUGCCGCAGAUGCAGCUCCAGAGCCAUCACAGCCUGAGCGACGCCAGCUCGGAGCAGCUCUACAGUCGCCACCACAAUGCCAUGACCUUGCUGGCCGGGGGAACGAAGGUGAACAACACAAACCUGCACUACAAGUCGCCAGCGCCGGGCCCCAGUGCCUCAGCAGCCGGGAUGCAGCUGAUCCGGGGCAAAGAAAUCGCUCCGGUAGAGGUGCAGGUACAGGAGGGGCUGCAGUUUAAGCGCUUCGUCCCCGCCUCCUCCGCCAAGAUGCAGAUUAUGCAGGCCAACAUCUACACCAACAUCCCGGAGACGCUGACACCUCAGCACGAGGUGAUUAAGCUGAGAGCGAAUGGGCGCAACACUCGCACCCGAACGCCUUCUCUGCUUGACGAAACACUGCACGAACAGGACGACGACGACGACGAGAAGGAUGAGGUCGACCUGGAAGAGGGAGAAGGCGAAGGCGACGAUGCCAGCUCCUUGGAUGAGCAUGCACCGCUCUAUGCCAACACUGUGCAGACGCCUAGCACAGUGAACGGCUUGUUCCGGCCACGCGCCCACCUACAGGGCCAGUCGCAGUCUCAGUCCCAGUUCAUCCGCUCGACCCCGCUGAAACAGCCGAGCCUGGAGGCAAUGAACAGCCUGGGCUUGCCGGACACCGGUCAGGAAGAGCCGCUGCUGCAGAAGUACGAGAUUUACGUGUCCAAUUCGCUGCAAGUGACCACGAGUAAUAGCAUUCAGCUGGACGACGACUUCCCCAGCGUCCUCAUUCGCUUCAGCCAGCAGCAGUCCAAGUCCCUCAACAACAUUAGCGAGAUGCUCAGAGCAGGUGGAGGUGGGGGAUCCACAGGAGAUGCCGGCGGGGCGGGAGCAAGCUCAUCCUGCGCUUUGCCGGAUGAUCCGAGUCAACUUCCCACAGAGAAUGGCUCCGGCUCUCUGCAGGAGCAGCAUCGACAGCUCUACUCCUGCUCCAGCAGCAACCUCAGCCAGCUGAAGGCGGCCUCGGAGGCAGCCGGCCAUCAGGGGGCAGAGGACGAUAGACGCCUGCUCUCGGCCAGCCCCACCAACGAGAGCGACCUGAACUACCAAAACUCAGAGAUUAGCAUCCGCAGCCAUGGCCUGUACGCCCCUCAGGCGGACAACGACCUUAACCUCACCCUGACGGACGAUUUCCGCUGCUACCAGUCGUCCAAUGCAAGCGACGCCGACGUCGAUGUGCUCAACGAGUUCGAUGAUGAGUUUGUGACGGACACCGGAAACCGACCGGGCAGCGCAGAUCAGGAGUUGCACCACCUCGACCACGACCAGGACACUUCCAUCGAUGAGCUUUACGAGGCCAUCAAGUGUCGUAGUCCUCUGCGCAACAGGCAGGAUAAAGACUCAAGCGAGAGAUUCGAGCGGGACAGAGAGAUGGGUAGGGAGAUAAAAAGUCAGAGUCCGAAAGAGAGAGAGGUGCAAACGGAGCUGGAGCCAGAGCGAAUGCCAGAUGCGGAUGCGGAUGCAGAUCCAAAGGGCAACAGUGAGAUCCUAAUGAGCAGCAACAGCAAAUCGCAAGAAAAUCUCAAUGAUAAUAUCGAAGAUGACAGUAGCCAGAGUAGCGUGAUUUCGUACAUCGAUCCGAGGGCUAGCAACGAGCCUCGAGGCUAUCCUAGUUAGCUCGUGGGUAGGCCACGUACCGGUACCGUAGCCUCAGUUCAAGACCCAACCUUAAUCUUUGAGCUACUUAGCUCAUAAUCAAAUGUAUAUACAGAUGAUAUACACCGCGCCCCAAACACAGUCCAUAUUUUCUAUCCCCUGUUCCAUCUCCCGCCGUGCUUGGCCGAAAGCUUCCAAGUGCCAAUGCCAAAGUAUUCUUUUCGUCAUUAAAGUGUAAGUUUGAAACAACUGUCACCUCACCCGCAGACACACACUGAUACUACAUACAUACAUCUACACGUAUAUGUUUAUCUGGAGUACAUUCUCAUCAUCAACCCCAACCCAUCUGUAUUUGUGAGGCGCACCCCUGUUGUGAUGCCCAGCCCACAUGAACUUGUAAUUAUAGGAAAAGUCCCACCCGCCCACACACUAUUUAUUUUAACUAUUUACUUUUUAUUAUAGAUAUCUUUUCGUUUCACCUCACCAUGAGAUUACUUUAUUAUUAAAAUAGAAUAUUUUUAUUUUCCUUCCCUUCCUCAUUCGCAAUGCUUAUUCUUUAAGCCGUUGGGUAAAACAGAGUGCAUUUUAAUCUCCAUACGCUAAGUUCACAUUUACACAUAAAUAAAUUAAAUGUUCACAGUCGAAUUUCAUGCAUCUCUGGUCUU